Marmota monax (woodchuck) is the source of this 3828-nucleotide messenger RNA. It is a transcript of the gene Ankrd34b, whose product is annotated as ankyrin repeat domain 34B. NCBI's taxonomy places the organism in Eukaryota, Metazoa, Chordata, Mammalia, Rodentia, Sciuridae. The transcript is spliced from 5 exons. The record is from RefSeq and is a predicted model, not a curated record. The coding region runs from base 584 to 2128 and encodes 514 amino acids. Gene Ontology annotation, molecular function: protein binding.
GCGCCGCACAGCCCCGGCGUCUGGAGAAGUGCGCGCCUCCCGGCUCCCACUCCACGCUUCUCAGCCCGCCGCCCGCCUCUCUCUGCCAACCAGGGGCGGGGACGGGGAGGCACCAACUAGCAUCUGAGAUUGGCGCCGCCAAAGACCAAAGAUCAUUACCCAGUUCCGACGGCAGACAGGGUUGGGCAGCUCGGUCCGGCUUUGCGCCCUGGGGCCACCAGUUCGGAGGGUCAGAGCUGCCCGAGGGAAGCGACGGGCGCCGCUGCCAACUCGACAGAGAGUCUCAGCACUUUGGGCUUGCUCCCUCCCGUUCUUGGAAAAGACUGAAGAGACGCCAUCGGGGAUCCAGAGACAGCAUCCUCAAUAGCUCGGAAAUCUAGUCAUCUUGGUUCCCUGAGAUUGGAGGUGCAGGAACUGACAGCUGGCUGCCAGGAGACUCAUCCAGGGAUAGAAGAGAAAAAGUGAAGUAAGAAAUUUGGAAUAAUGUUUUCAGAAUAGAUCUUUUGAGUUGGAACCCAAGCUACUAGUGGAUUCUAAAUUCCUUUGUUCCUGAGUCGCAGCUAUUGAUUUCUGACUUUUGAAGAUGGAUGAAGGUAUAGAAAUUUCAAGUGAUGGAAAUUCCUUGAUCAAAGCAGUCCAUCAGAGCCGACUUCGCCUCACAAGACUUUUGCUAGAAGGUGGUGCCUACAUCAAUGAGAGCAAUGACCGCGGGGAAACACCUUUAAUGAUUGCUUGUAAGACCAAACAUGUCGAUCACCAGAGUGUCAGUAAAGCCAAAAUGGUGAAGUACCUGUUAGAAAACAGUGCUGAUCCCAAUAUACAGGACAAAUCUGGGAAAACUGCCUUGAUGCACGCUUGCUUAGAAAAAGCUGGUCCAGAAGUUGUUUCUUUGCUCCUAAAGAGUGGGGCUGACCUCAGCUUGCAAGACCAUUCUGGUUACUCAGCUCUUGUUUAUGCAAUAAAUGCAGAAGACAGGGAGACCCUGAAAGUUCUCCUUAGUGCUUGCAAGGCAAAGGGGAAAGAGGUCAUCAUUAUAACCACUGCAAAAUCACCCUCUGGGAGGUACACUACCAAACAGUACCUAAACGUGCCUCCUGCAGACAUCGAUGGGUGUCAUUCCCCAGCCACCUGCACCACUCCUUCUGAGAUAGACAUCAAAACAGCCUCAUCGCAACUUUCACAUUUUUCUGAAACUGAACUGACGCUUUUUGGCUUUAAAGACCGGGAGGCCUGCGGAAGCAGUGAUGAUAUCUGGGAACCAAGCUCCCCUGUGAGGAAGCCUGCAGUGUCCCCUAAUGGGCCCAAGCUAUCCCAGGGUCCAGCCUGGAUCAAAAGUACCCCGUUAUUAAAGCACCAGAACAGAGUGGCCUCCUUGCAAGAGGAGCUCCUGGAUAUGACACCAGAGGAAGAAUUCUCCUCCAAAACCAAUGGGCUGGCACUUUCUAAGCGAUUCAUCACAAGGCACCAAAGCAUUGAUGUAAAAGAUACUGCACAUUUGCUCAGAACCUUUGAUCAGGCUGGUUCGAGGAAGAUGUCAUAUGAUGAAAUAAAUUAUCAAUCUCUGUUUCCAGAUGGAAAUCAGCCAUGCGUUGAAAUUCCUGUUGACCAGGACCCAGACCCUAACCAGACGAUAUUUACCUCCACCUUGAGAAGCAUAGUUCAAAAAAGAAACUCAGGGGCAAAUCACUACAGCUCUGAUUCCCAGCUCUCCGAAGGCCUUAUUCCACCAACUUUAGAAGAUGGCAAAGCAUUUACAGGAAAAAAGAAGAUCCUCUCGCCAUCUCCUUCACUGUUGUCAGGCUCCAAAGAAUUGUCAGAGACCAUCCCCUCAGGGCCCCUGAGCAGGAGAAAUCAUGCAGUUUUAGAAAGGCGGGGUUCUGGAGCUUUCCCUUUAGAUCACAAUAUUAUGCAGACCAGGCCUGGGUUUCUGCCACCCUUAAAUGUAAAUCCUCACCCUCCCAACUCAGAUGUCAAUGUCAACAAUAGGAUUUGCAGCCUUCUUUCUUGUGGUCAAAAAGUGCUUAUGCCAACAGUUCCUAUUUUCCCUAAAGAAUUAAAAAGUAAAAAAAUGUUGUUAAGGAGACAGUCUUUGCAAACAGAACAAAUUAAGCAACUGGUAAAUUUUUAAGAGAAGGCUACAAAACACAUUGUCUUCAGAUGUCUGUGUCAGAGAAAUACACACCUAGAAAAGAAAAUGUCCAUCCUUUUAAGUCUUGUAAUUGGUUAGCCCAUUGUGGUUAGGUAGACUAAAAUAUUAUAUGUUUUGAAUUAAGCACUGUGAACACAUGCAUAUUGUAUAGCUUCUGCUAAGGGAAUUCUCUCAAACAAAAUGAAAGCUAUUUUUCUCAAAGCUUCCAAUAUUUAUCAGCCUUCAUGUGGUCCAGGUUUUCCAUUUAAACAAAAAUGAGCAAAGAAAGGUCACAAUAUUUUGAAGAUUUUAAAAAAAUUUUUCAGAGAUGUUUUUAUUAGGAAACAAUGUUUUCAAGUCAUAAUUAUUUACCAUUUCAUGUCAACAAAUAAGGUGGUGAUUUUCCACAAUGCAAAAAGCAUAAAAGAAAACGACAGCUCUAAAAUGUUCUAACUUCAAUCAACCCAAGCUACAAAGAAAGAAAGAUCAAAUUCUGAAAAAAAAAAUGUUGACUGCAGGUAGGUUAAGAGUUAAUUUAAAAAUUUAAAAGGUCAAAACACUAUAGUUAAAAUAGGCCACCCGUAUUCGUCGUGUCAGCUAAAUCAGUAUCAAACUGGCAGGGUCAGGGAUUUUACAAGCUACUAAUAACCUAUGCCAAGUUUUUUGUGUGCUUUUUAUUUUGCUUUGGUUGUUUUUAAACAACCUUAUAUACACUGCUGUCUUAUGGUAUUAUUCUUGUACCACAUCUUUUAAUUCCUGUUAUUUUUGGAAGUAGCGUCUACAGGUUUCCAAUAACAAGAUAAUACAGAAUUCAAAAAGCAUUCUUCCUAAAUUACAUCAAAAUAUACUUGUCUUCCAAAAAGAAAAAAAAACAACCAACAAGAAAAAAAAAAAGGUUGACAUUUAUCACAAACAGAAAAUAAUGCUUGCUUCAUUUUAAAAAAGAAAGGCCAAUUAUUAGAUUAGUUUAGGUAAACUUAAAAUUAAGAAAGCCAGUAGAAACUUAAUGACAAAAUGUGUUAAAUAUUUGGUCAAUAUUAAGCAAUAUCUUUUAAUUUCAAUAUGCAGUUAUUAGACAUUCAUAUAAUAAAGAUACAUAAGGAUAACCUCAGUGUGACAUUCUAAUCACGUAGUAUUUUAGGACCUGUGCAUAACUUCUAAAAAGAUAAAUGCUACUAUUAUAAAAUAUUUAAAAAUGAUUACAUUAUCUACAUAACUUUAAAGUAUGGUGUUUAUACAAAGAUUACUUACUUCUUUCUAGCAAUUCUAAAACAGAAUAAACCAAACUAUACAAAACCUGAGUGUACUAACCAGAAUAUUGUCAUAUACAAUAUUAUUUUUUUGCAUUCUGUAAUGGGGGAGAUCUUAACAAUUGGCAUGAUGCUCUUCUUGGUAAUUUGACAAAAGCAAGUUGUAAUGUACAUAGUGAUUAUUUAUGUCUCGUGGCUUUUAUUUUAAAAAGUAAUGGGAGGUUUUUCAUUUGAUGUUUUGAAAAAAAUAAUAUUCAUCACAUUAGAAAUAUUUUUUUAUUCAGAAUUUAAAAUUGCACCAGAGGUUCUUAAGUAGGUAAAUGUUUUUUGUGAGUUAAUGUCAAGAAAAAUGCUUGUGUUCAAGUUGUAAGGAUACAGUUUAAAUGAAUAUGUAAAUAGAUUAGUUCAUAAACAAAAUGGUAUCAAUAAAAAUUUAAAAUAUCAUCUUGA